Molecule: messenger RNA, 10584 nt
Organism: Pungitius pungitius (ninespine stickleback)
Lineage: Eukaryota; Metazoa; Chordata; Actinopteri; Perciformes; Gasterosteidae
Product: cilia- and flagella-associated protein 47-like
Exons: 61
Coding region: 149-8371 (2740 amino acids)
Biological process (GO): sperm axoneme assembly; cilium assembly
Cellular component (GO): cilium
Molecular function (GO): protein binding
Source: RefSeq, a predicted model, not a curated record
UAAAGUUGACUAUCGAUAUGCGAGUCAGUAAGUAGAUAACGUUAGAUGAUAACGAACGUGUUACGCAAGUUACCUUAAUGGCAAGAGAAAUAUAUGUGUGCCACAUUUAUAAGUCAGUAGUAUUUGGAAAUUUAACUAACGUUUUAUCAUGGCUGGGAGUUAUGUUCGAGUUGACCCCCCGUUUGUCGAGUUUAACGAUGUGAGUGUCGGGCAGGUUUACAAGACGACACUCACGGUAACAAAUGUUGGGAAAACUGUGAAGAAAAUAAGGAUGGGAAAGCCUGUGUUUAAGUUUUUUAAGUUCACAGCAUCCAACACAGCCAAGUUGUUGGCCCCUGGGCUGUCUGUGAGCGGCCUGCUUGAGUUUACUCCAGAGAAAGAGGAGGAAGUCAGAGACUGCCUUCUGAUUCAUAUAGAUUAUAUAGAGACCAUCAAAAUCCCUCUGCUGGGAUUCCCUAAGGCUUGUUUCUUCCUAACAGAGUCAUUACUAGACUUUGGUAGCAUUGCAGCAACCAGUGAGGUGAUCAGCAAAUGUCACCAAAUAACCAAUCAGGGAUCAGCGUCAGGAGUGUUCCACGUCCAGUAUAAUGGAGACCCCUCAGUUCGAAUCUCACCCCGCAGUGGAGUUGUAGCAGCUGGCGCCACCCAGUGGCUAGAAGUGGAACUUCACACAGACAUACCAAGGCAGAUAGAUGAGAAGGCUCUGCUGGAACUCCAGAAUCACUCUGAUGUAGUUCUCAGUAUAAAAGCUGAGGUGGUGGACCAGCGCCUCGAGGUAUUAGACAUGCAGGAUGCUCCACUGUCCUCUCUGUGGUUUGGGCCGUUAUACUUCGGGACGUCCCGCGUGAUGAAUGUGGUUUUGAGAAACAAAUCCCCCUGUGCAUGUGAGUGGGUUGGCCUGCUCCAGGAUACUGCAGCUGGCACCGAGGUGGGAGUAGAUCUUCACAAGAGCAGUGACACUGCCCUGCUGGAGGGAAUGGAGAGGUGCAGCUCAGUCAAGCACGCCGUUUCUCAGGUGUUGGCGUUCGUCCCCAAACAGGGGAGACUAGGACCGUAUGACAAAACUACUGUUGCAGUGUGUUUCAGCCCCAUGAGAAAGAGAAAAAGUGGUCAGAGGAAGGGUGAUCACUCGACCGGCCGGCAGGACUACUGUCUCUACCUGCUGUUUGAGUCGGUGGGGAGCAGAUACGGAUUCACUCACCGUAACGCAAGCAGCAGUGUGGAGCUGGCAGUGACAGGUUCCGGACUGCCUGUAUCCUUGGUGCCCAGUCCUACUGGAAAAUUUGAUUUCCUCACCUGUGCGACAGGUCAACGCGUGGACAUGCUGUGCAUGCUACAGAACCGCUGCCCUCAACUUCCAGUCUACUUUCGCUUCCGCAAGGUGGCACAUUUCACAACCAAGCCCUCCACUGGCACAAUUGCCGCCGGCCAAUGCCAGGAUGUAGUUUUGUCUUUCACCGCGCGCCAGCAAGGGAGCUUCCAGGUGCGGCAGAAGCUGGAUGUCUUGGGUCGUGGUGUUCAGAGAGGUGGCAACCCCAUGGAAGAUGUUACUGGACUGGUGUUUCUCUGCUUCCACACCAUCACUCUUAACCUGUCCGCUGUGUGCCGCAGUGACACCACACACUCUGUGCCUAAGCUGAAUCCUGGCAUCACUCCAGUAGUGACCAAUCCGACCGGAUCCCUGCCUCACGUUCGCUCCAGCGACCUGUCUCGCUGCCGUGCAGCGUUGCCUAUGGCCAUCCUGGGCGCCGGGCGAACUAGACUCCACGAACACCGCAGGCGGAGGCCGGAGGGGGAGGAGUUCCUGGCUUUUCCCAAUGACCGCGCGGCGAGCAACAGGCCUGCCUCCACACACAGACAGUACAGGACCCUCUUCACCGGUGUACAGCGCUAUUGCUAUGUAGACACUAGCUAUGCUUUCACUGAGGAAGAGGAAGAGCAGAGACGAAGGCAUCGAAAGAGUUACGCAGAUUUCACCCGACGGCUCGGAAGAACUCGCCUGCAGGAGACCGAUGAAAGACAGCAGGAAGCAGUGGAGGAUGAAGUGGACAUCGAGAUUGUUCCUUCUCACGGCCUUGUUCCACCUAUCCUCGGCUUCAGUGACCUGCAAAACGGUCAGAUCUCUGAGACCAAGCCAAACUACUGUGGGGCUUCUCCAGCAUCUAGACUUAACCGCCCCAAAGACAGGACAUCCGCCAACCUCCAGGUUGACAGUCAGUCUCUACAGUUCAUUAGUACAGUUCCCGCUACCAGCCAGGAGAUGGCAGACUGCAACAGGACUCUGACGGCUCAGGAGCUCUACCAAGUCAUCAUAGGUCCAUUGCUGGUGGACUUUGGUGAUGUGUGUGUGCAGUCAGUGUGUGUUCAGAAGCUGGAGGUGACCAAUCAGCUGUCAGUGUUUGUCUGGGUGCAGCUGGAGGUUGACUGCCUCGAGCUCCAGGGCUCCUCCCCCCUCUCUCACGUCAUGCCCCCCAACUCCCGCAACACCCUGCCGCUGACAUUUCAGAGCAGCACAAUGGGUCACUUUUACAAACCUGUGUCCUUCUCUGUGAACCAGCAGCACCCUGGUCAGAUUCUGGUGCAGGCCCGGGUUGUCCCCUUGGCCCUGGAGUUGUCCACCAACCGGCUGGUGCUACACCCCACCAACGCUUUGCUCGCCCAAUCAGGAUACAGGAGCUUCGUCACUCUUCGGAACCGCCGGAAUCGCACCGCUGAAUUCAAGUGGAAGCCGGUGGUCACAGAGAGCGGCCCCUUUUUUUCCAUUCGGCCAGCUACAGGUUCUGUGGAGCCAUACAGGGAGUUGGACUGCGAGGUCGUGUGGCAUCCCUCCUUCUCCUCCCCCUCUGAGGGAGACUUUGACCUCUGUGUCCACGAGGGCAACACACAAAGCCUGCAUUGUGUUGCUAAGGUCGGGUCCACCAGUGUCCAGCUGGCAGAGAAAAAAGUCACGUUUGGAUUAGCGCCUCUCAACACGCCCUCCGUCAAAACUGCAGUGUUACACAACACCGGAAAGCACCACGCCUACUAUCAGGUGCUGGAUGUGUAUCCAAUGCGGGGCUUGGUGGUGAGUCCACCCGAGGGCGUGGUGCCAAUGGGGGGGCAGGCCACACUCGAGAUCCACUUCAGCCCCGACUCUGUCAUCAAGUUUGACACCAGAGUGGAGAUAGCUCUGAGGAACAUGAAGUCCAUUGAGCUGAGAGUGGGCGGAUCUGUGGAACCUCCAAAUGUAGACUUUAGUGUGACCGGGUUCCAGUUUCAAGGUGUCUAUGCUGGCUCUCGCCGAGCAAUACCUUUUGCUCUGACGAACCGCUCGUCGGCCGCAGCCCGGGUGACCUUCGACCUGGCGGAAUACACCGACUUCUCUUUGCGCCUCCCUCGGCCCUCGGCACAUCCUUAUUUGGACAUAAUGCAGCAAAUCUCACCGAUAGAGAAGGAGUCGGGAGUGACGGUGGUGGAAGUCAGCGGCAAUCAGACUGUAGACUGUUCCCUAGUCUUCUCCCCCACGCAGGCCGCCUGCUAUAACUUUGACCUCCCACUGAUGGUCAACGGAGCGAUGUGGCCUGCUGCCCCCCCGCCUCCUCCCUCCACACCGUCCUCCCGCUCCACCUCCUCCUUGCUGUCGGCGUGCAGCAGGAAGCAUGUCGUCAGACCUCUCUUCCCCGUCCCCAUGGUGAUGCAAAGGGCCCAGCGCGUACAGGCCACAGUGCUGUGCGCCCCACUGGAAAUGUCCCCCUCAAGCCUAGAGUUCCAUUUGGAAACUCAGGGACAACCAUCCGAUGUUUACACCAAGACGGUGGAGCUGAAAGCAGUGUGUGAAGAGAACGAGUUUUGGUGUUUUAGCGUACGGAAACACGUUAGCUGGCGGCUUGACUGCAGAGGAAUUGAGGAGGUCGAGUACAGAAAAGAGGGGGAAGUGUGUGCGGUGUCUCCGUCAUCAGGCAUACUGGGGCCGGGGCAGUCCAUCUGCCUCACGGUUAGCAUUCACACAGCGGGGUCCGUCAAAGGGACCAAAAUGUCCCUACCUCUUUACUUGGGAGACAACGGAGGACAAGGGACUGUAGGAGAGGAAGUUGGGCAUGAACCUUACAGAGAGCUGUCCAUCGCUAUUAUCAUCCAGCCCCCCUGUAUCACUAUCCACCCCCCUCAAAUCUGCCUCACACCGGUGCCCCUGGAAGUCAUUGCGAGUGCCACUCUCACCCUGCUGGCUAUGGGAUAUCCUUGUGGAACCACAGUAGCAGCUGAAGUGGACGCGGUGGAACUGGAGGAUGGGUCAAAGAUACAGCCUUUUUCCAUCAUCUUUCCACAGGGUAACAACAUCCCAGCCCCAAACCAGGAUAAGAGACAUCGGGUAGGCAUUCAGAACCAGGAGGCCCAUGGGACCGCUUUAGCCUGCAGCGUGUCCUUCUGCUCCGCCAUCCCUCUGUCCCUCUGCACAGCCAUCAGGUUCACCGACCACCUACACAACAAGUUUAAGGUUAACUUGUGUGCUGUCGCUGACAACUGCGUGUUGACAGUCUGGCCGUAUAUGGCCCUGCAUCGCUCCGAGCACCAGAUAGUUCUUAAGACUGGAACCACAGCUAUUGAGGCGAUCCUGCAGCGCCAUCACACACCAAGUCCGGUCUCCGGUCUGACUUCCUCGUCCUCGUCAUUGUUCGAACGCAGCAGCUCAACGAACAAGAACUUAGCAUCAGACUUCUUUCUGGACAGCAACUGCGCUCCGGCCGGCAGGAAUACAGACAUCUCUCCCAAUCGAGACCCCUUGACCAGCCUCAGCGCCUCAAUAUUCUCCACAACCCACUCAGAGGAAGGACUAUUUUCCCAGAAUGUACUGACAGCUGUGGAGAGGUGGUUUAGCCUCUUUGGGUGGCCGAGUGGACCAAACCCCAUCUCUGUGCCUCACACACUCAGAAGAGUUGUGUCAAAAAUUCAGAUGGAUGAUUCCAGUGGACGGACUUACAGAGUCAGUCAAAUCAAAGACUCCAGGUCUGUGGCGGACAUGCUACACCACCUGACAGGCAAACCGAUUCCCGGUAUUCCUCGGAGUCUGACGCUUUCUGCUGAUCUCAACCAGCGCACGGAUCAGCUGCUGCAGCAGCACGGUGCCAUGCUGACGUUUCUCAGGGUGCAGGGGGCCUGCCUUUGUCACAUCCGACCGGAGUACCUGCUUGACAUGCAGGAGUUCCAACACUGGUGCUCCCUACCUCAGUCCUGUGAGGGACAACAUAGUCUGGACCACAGCAGUGUUGACUAUGAGUCUUUGAGCAAGCGAUCCUGGACUGAUGUCCUGCUGCAAAUAUUCAAGGUGCUGGUGUUGUGUCGCGUGUCAGAGGCUGGUAAGAGCAACUCGGCUCUGAAAAACGCCACAACCAGACCGCGGGCCAGUAACGUCUAUUCCAAAUGCGAGCUCCAAUUGCUCUUAUGGCUCAACUUGCAUUACCAGCACAUGAGGACGACUGUGUGGGCACCGGGCGGCGUCCCAUCAGCGCGCUGGAUUGUGAAUUUUGACCUGGACUUGGCAGACGGACUGGUGCUCGCCGCUCUGCUUGCCGCCUACUGCCCUUAUCUGAUCCACAGCCACUUCCAGAGGAUGUACCCCACCACUAGUAGCCUGGAGCAGAUCCUCCACAACAACAUCAUAGUGGCCCAGGCCUUGGCUGCACUUUGUCUCAACCUAGACCUACAGCCCACAGAUUUAUCGCACCCGAAUCCAGUGCAGAUGCUAAUUCUGUGCGUUCACCUGUAUGAGCGCCUGCCGCAGUACCUUCCACUGCGCACCGUCACUCUAUCAGGAGCUCUGCACAGCACUUUCAGCAAACAGGUGCGUCUGAAAAGCCCAUCAUCAAAGCCAAUCAAAUACAAGGUACUUCUUUUAGGAGAGGACGCCCGUCUUUUCUCCCUCCCCGGUGGAUCGACAGUCACUAUUCCUCCCAAGGGCACCUCAGAACUGACCGUCCGGUUCUGCUGCUCUGUCAUGCGGCCCGCAAAGGCGUCCCUUCUGCUCGUCCCUGGUUCUCCCCUCAGCCUGUGCAGCGUUCUUGCCCUAGCUUUCAAUCUGAAGACCCACGUCAGUCACGUCACACCCGCGAAUACAGUCAAGUGUAUGUCUCCGUGCUACCAGCCGAAAGUGAUCCAGGUGCCCAUCGCUAACCCCUUCAAGGAAGAGGCCGAGUUCAGGGUGGUGCUGGUGGAGUCUCUGAUCAACCCGCUGGAGAAAAGAGACGGCCUCGUUCAACAAGACGCCCCCGAAGCAAAUAUGAAGAUGACUUCAGACAAAAGCUGUGGGGAGGAGGUGGAUGUCAGUGGUGAAGCCACGGAGUUCCUGAGUGGAAAGAAGACUGUUUGUCUGAAGUCAGGCCAAAAAGACAUUCUGAACCUCUACUACCUGCCCUUCUGCCCAGGCACUAAGUACUGUUCUGUGCUACUAGUUUGCCCUCAGGUUGGAGAUAUGGUCUAUAUGGUGAAGGCCACCGCAGAGUUGCCUCUUCCUUCCCCUUUCACUGCACAGGCCAGUUCCAACAUAGUCUCCAUCCCCUGCAACUCUGACCCAGCUGUGUGUGUGACGUCACUACGCUUACAAUGCAAGGUGGGGCAGGUGUGUAAAGAGUUGGUUCGAGUGCCGCUGAUUAAUAUGGCCUUGGAGCAAGCUCUGGCCUUUUGGGGUCAGCAUAGCAUGAGCGAUGAUGAAUACAGGAGGCGUAUGCUGACGCACACUUUGAACAGCAGCACCGUGAGGGCAGCUGCGGCUGUCAGCAGGCUUGUCAAACAUCAGGCUCAACUAUUAGGAGAUGGUCACCACAGUAAAGGAGUAGAAUAUAGCGUGGAGGUUUCUUUGCCGCAAUACUUUGCCUUACCCAGCAAUGUUAUAAUACCUAUUAAGGAAGACGCCAACAUACCAUGGGAGAAUCCUGCAGAUUGUGGCUGUGUGGACAUUCCAGUACAGUUCCAGGCGGACUCCGUGGGGCAAUUUACAUGUCAGGUGGUCCUGAGGUCCUGGCAUGACACAAGGGUCUAUGUGCUAGAGGCACUGGUUACCUCGCAGGGAGGAUCCAUCCACUUGGACUUCAGUUCGCCUGCUCAUCGUUCAGUCACGCAAGACAUACCACUGCAUAAUGAGACUCACCAAGACUGGAAAAUACAAGCUGAGCUGAAUGGUGAUGGAUUUUCUGGCCCAAAGACUAUGGAUGUGCCUGCCAGGACAAGAGCCCACUACCCACUCACUUUUCAGCCUUCUGCACAACGCAUCGUCAUGGGCAAGCUAUCCUUACAUAAUGACUGUGACGGCACUGAGCACGUGUUUACCCUCAAAGGAGUUAGACAGCCCCACCACCCAGUGGAGCAUGUGGUAAUAAAGUGCUCCGUAGGUCAAUCAACACAGACACAGAUAGCUGUCCCCAACUACAGCCAGCAGCAACUCACUUUCAAGGUGGUGACAGACUUAUCUGCUGUGAGUGGCAGCCCCUCCCUGGAGAUCAACCCUGGCCACAGUGCUCCCUACAUCUUGGCUGUAUCACCAUGGAAACGAGGAAAGCAGACAGGGUAUGUGUCCUUUCUAGAAGUUGUGGACAGUCUGGAUGCAGACAAGCACAAAGGAAAUGUAACAGGCUGUUACGAGGUGCAUUUCUCUUUAGAGAUAGUUUGUGAGCCGGCGGGGCCCAUCAAGGUGAUAGACGUACAGUGUGCUGCUCAGAGCUCAGUGGCCGUAGCGAUCGCUGUUAAAAACCCUCAAGGUGAGGUGCUGAUGCUGGAUGUGUGCCUGGAAGGAGACGAGUUGAGCGGGGCUGACCACUUUUUAAUUCCCCCACUGGAGACCCUCGCUUACAAAGUUAAGUUCUCCCCAACGAGAGUGGGGAAGAGCACAGGCAGUGUGGUGUUCCAGUCCGAGUCGGUGGGGGAGUUCUGGUAUCAGCUGGAGCUUUAUGCUCUUCCGCCUCCUGCCAUUACUCUACCAGAGGCCUGCUGUCAGAUGGGCAAAUGGACCAGUCAGACCGUUCCUGUUGUUAACCCGACAGCCCAGCCUCUGGAGGUGAUGGUUGCCAACAGUAACCCCAGAAACUACACACUGGACAUGGAAUCAGGAAAUAUUCUUAUAGUGGCGCCCCACUCCUCCACCCAGCUUGGUGUUCGUUUCUGUCCUUCAUCCAUUGGAGAAGACAAUCACGCGGCAAAGAUCACUUUCACAUGCCCUCAGUUGCAGGACUGGUGUGUGCUGUUGAGUGGGCGUGGCCUCAUUCCAGAGUGUGAGGAGCCUCUGAGCUUCUCAUCCCCGGUCGGCUCCAUCAACGUUCCCUUCACAAACCUCACUGAGCAACCUGCCGUGCUCAACAUCACACCCGCAGAUAAGGACCGGUGUCGGGCACCCAACUGCCAUUGACUCCCCGCGGACAAGGAGGGGUUGUCUGUCCCUCUGGGCCACACAGAAGGCGAAGAACGGAUAGGAUUAUCAACGCGUUGGGAGAAAAUAUCCAAUAAAACUCAAAAUGAAAGUUAUUUAGCCCUGAGGCCCCCAUUAGGGUUGUCAGGGAUUGUUUUGGAGUGUUCAAAACACAGCAUCAAACAAUAAACUAAUCACGAAAGAAUAUAUUGGUGUUGCACAUAAAACUACAGGAAUGUAUAAGUCAUAUUUACAUGCUGCAACCACCACUAAAUGAAUGAUCAAAAGGCUCUCAAGAUUUCAAUAAGGUGUUAAUCGCUUGGCACAUUCACACUCCGCAGUACAGGCUAAAACGAGAAUAGGCUGUUGUCAUCAGAAGCAUAUUGGCUUUCCUCAGACACAGACCAACAACCUGCCAAAAAGGCUGAGAGGGGGUACAUGCGCAGAAUCCCAUUUGUCAAUUGGAUAGAGGGAGGUGUUGAUGUGCCCCACAGUGCAUGGGCCCUACAGUGGACAGACCGUGAGGAGAAGGGUGACUGAGUGCAUGGCGGGUUAGUGCAAACCCAUCCUGGUUCCAGACUCCCAAAUUGACUCCAACAGCUUUCCACCAAGCUGUCAGGGUCUUCUCUGCUCAGUGCAGAGAUCCACUGCUUCCAGCUGUAGCAUGCGAGACAAAAACCUGCUGGCAGUGGAAAAACUUUUGGUUUUGUCACAAUGUUGGUUUGUGUUUGUCUUAUUUUAUUUCCUGCCUUUUGUGUCCAUAAAUUAACUUAACCUGCUUGUCCCUAAUUGCUCCCACCCGGGUCCAAUCACCUGCACCUCCUUGGCAUAUUUAUAGUAAAAUAUUACAUUUCAGAGUCCCUUUGAGUCUUGAUGACGGUUUUCACGUGUCCUUUAAUUAAAACAUGUUUAGUUUAAAUGCACAGUGAUGGACAAUAACACGCCUGCACACUAUGGAUACAGACAGGACGUUAAAGUUCAAUUCAAACUCUGCACAAACAUCAGCUAAUUAAAGUUGUUAACACUCAACUUAAUUAUAUAUAUCACGUAUAACCGCUGUGGAGACGUGAAUACCAGCGGUGCAUUUCACAGAAGACUUGCCGAGCACAGGCUGCUCUGCGGGCUGAUAUGAAGCUGGCCGCCCGGUGUAGUGAGGUCUGACGGCCUCGGUGUUACGUGCCUACUGGUUUUUGAACCUACUGGUUUGGCUACGCGUGCGUGUUUGUUUUGCCCCGACAGCGGCAGAUGUUGGCCCUUUCUCGUUAUGCGUUCUUGUGUGGACUUUUGUUCUCGUGGACUCGUGAAACGUCAUCAGUCGCAGCCCGAGUACUGUUCCAAUUCUAGGUCUGCAUCUGGACGAGAACGGUCAUAAUACCCGGAUGUGACCUGCCCCGCCCAUUUUACCGGGCAUGCAUCGGAGCAGGCUCGUCUGUUCUUGUGGGAGGCAAAUAUCCCAGAAUGCAUUUCACCUCAGCAACAGGCAACAAAGAUAGAGGGAAAUAAACACAACUGUAAGUCAAAGUUUAUAAAUACGACUGUAUUUAAGUAACGGAAUGUAAUUUUAGAAGUUUUUCAGACGAGAAAUUAGUUAAAGCAACAUUUCUGCGGUUGGUUUGUCAACAUUCAGCCUUCGUAACAAUUUGCUGAUGUCGGAGAUGUGACCUGUAGUUAACGGGACCGUCAGACCCUCCAUCAGCGGGCGGUCAUCUCAUCUCAGCCCUGAGAGAGCAGCCUGUUUUCGGCAAGUCUUCUUUGAAAUGCUCCGCUGGUUUUCACGUCUCCGUAGCGGUUAUAACUAUAACUAUAGAUAUAACUAUACUAUAACUGGGCUGAUUCUUCAUAACUUAUCCACAGAGUGCAGCUUAUUAUGGUCAGUUCAUUAAAACUAACGAUGUUUUAAUUAAAGGACACGAGGUGACCGUCAUUGAGACUAAACCGGCAGCAGGACUUCAGCUUCAAAGAAACCCUGAUGCUCUGAAGUGUAAUAACAUUAAAUACAAUAUGUUUGAGUAACAAGAAUACAAACGGUAUGUGAGUGUGUGCAAUGUGUUACUAUCCAGUAAAAUAAUUACUGUCACUGUACCCAACGUCCAAACAAUUAUAAAGCUAAUGCAGUGUGAUGUAAUACAACAGCCCUGAAUUAAACGUUCACCUGAGUAACGUUUUGUGUUUCUUCCAUCCAAUAUGAAUACAAAUAAGAUAUACACCUAUAA